Aspergillus japonicus CBS 114.51 is the source of this 344-nucleotide messenger RNA. RefSeq lists its product as uncharacterized. NCBI's taxonomy places the organism in Eukaryota, Fungi, Ascomycota, Eurotiomycetes, Eurotiales, Aspergillaceae. Bases 83 to 295 code for a protein of 70 amino acids. The transcript has a single exon. The record is from RefSeq and is a predicted model, not a curated record.
UAUAUUUAUUCUGUUCAUCUAUUUUUAGCGGCCACGGCUGGCGUUCUUUUGUCAAGGCGAACUGUUCUUCAGGCUGGGUUUUAUGGGUUCGCCGCUAGAUGUGGCAACGAUGUUCUUGAUUUUCAUUGCGUAUAUACGGUCCGGUCACAGUGUGGUUCGUUUGCGAUUUGGCUUUGGGAGUCAUCAUCUCUUACGGACUCUCAGGCGCAAAGCUGCGACUUCCGUUUCUGCGCGGCGUACGACGACCUCUUUUCCUCUCGGACUUACAGCGUGUCCAAAGCGACAGUGUCGAUGAUGAUAUCCCCAAGUUUAUCUUUUUUUUUUUUUUUUUUUUUUUUUUUUUU